AUGAGGGGACUGAUUCUUCAGCUUUCGGCACUUUCUCAGGAAGUUUCACAGGCAGAGCAUGAAGAUACAAUGGCACACCAGCAAGAUUUUGGUACCCAACUUCCAGAGAAAAAGACUAGACCACUUCAAAAUGAAAACACCGUUGCAAACAUCGAUCCAAUGGAGCACCUUUCAAAAAAGGAACUAGUCAUGUUACUUGACAAAUCGGGUGAAUUUUUCAAUCAUCAAGACGAGGAUUCGUUAAAGUCGAUUCAGUCAAUGUUUGCACUUCAUCAUGUCGAAAACGAUGGCGAAAUAAAUCACUCCACUCCAACGUCCAUAUGCAACAAGGCCGAAAAAAAUCGAUUGGCCCAAAAGGCAUAUCGAAAACGAAAAGCAGAAUACAUAAAGAUCCUCGAAGCAAGAUCCUCUCUUUUAUCGAUUCUAGAGAGCGAGCUGAAAGAAAUACAAGACCAGUUGUCUCGCGUAAACAGCAAUUUAUUCGAAUGCUAUAAGGAAAGAGACUUGCUACUGGAGGAGUUAAAUGCAUUGAAAAGGGAAAAAAAAUGUAAAGCUUGCUAUUGCAAGGGGCAUAAGUACUGUUUUAAGGACAAGUGCCCUGGGAAAAAAAAUUCCGAUACCUCGAACGGAAGUUCUGGAGAUUCGAGUGACAGAUCAUUUGAAUAUUCUCCUUAUUUGGAUGGUGAUUUUUGUGCACCUUAG
Molecule: messenger RNA, 702 nt
Organism: Mitosporidium daphniae
Lineage: Eukaryota; Fungi; Microsporidia
Exons: 1
Coding region: 1-702 (233 amino acids)
Biological process (GO): regulation of DNA-templated transcription
Molecular function (GO): DNA-binding transcription factor activity
Source: RefSeq, a predicted model, not a curated record